GUGUAUAUAAGAGAGAUCUGGACAGGAGAUUCUUCAGUUACAGUUCGUGAUCAGAGCAUCACACUGAAAGCGAAAGAUCUCAGCCAUAUAGGAUACAAAUUACCCCACAAGGUGAUCAAACGUAAUAAUGAGAGGCAUAGCCUUGCUGAUAGCUGCCAUAGCCCAAACUUCAGUCUUGGGCAAAAGUGUUUUUCCCAUUCCAGAUCCCUAUAGAUGGGACGAAUCAUUCACUGUAGAGCUGCCAAGAAUUGAUGAUGAGCACAGGGGACUUUUCAAUGCCCUUCUUCUUAUUGAACGAAAAAAUACAGAAGAGAAUCUCCAAGACGCCAUUGUGAAGUACAGAGAUCAUUUCAAAUAUGAAGAGGGACAAUUUUCCCAGACAAUGGACAAUGAUUACAAUAAAGAACAUAAGAAAAAGCAUGCCAAACUGAUGGAUCGCAUGGAGGAUUGGAAUGCCCCUGUCCCUUCAGCUGAGCUAGCUUGGGCAAAGGAUUGGCUUGUUCAGCACAUCAAGAACACAGAUUUUGACUACAUAGGAAACAUGCCUCAUCGUGUUCCAAAUCCAUAUCACUGGGAUGAUAGUUUUGAAGUCUUCUAUGCUAGACUUGAUGAUGAACACAAACAACUUUUUGAUGCCAUCAGAGAAGUUGCAAAUCACCCAGAGAGUACUGAGGCUCUAUCAGACCUUUUGUUCAAAAUGAGAGCUCACUUUGAUUAUGAACAAGACUUUUUCUGUGAUUCAGACACCUAUCAAGAUUGUGAAUCUCACAAAGACAAGCAUGAAACAUUUUAUAAGAAACUUUAUAGCUUCAAAGUUCCAGUUCCAAAAAGUCAUGCAGAUUGGGCAAAGAAUUGGCUUGUUCAGCAUAUAAAGAACACAGAUUUUCAAUACAAACACAAGUUAAAUACGUACCAGCAUGAUGUACCCAGACCAUACAUUUGGGAUAAAUCCUUUGAGGUUUACUACAAACAACUUGAUGAUGAACAUGUUGGACUCUUUGAUGCCAUCAGAGAAUGCGUUGAUAGUCCUGAUGAUGCAGAGAAGUUUGAAAAUCUUAAAAAUCUUAUGAAAGAACAUUUUGAUUAUGAAGAGGCUGAGUUCAGUAAGAUCCCUGACUUUGAUUCAUAUGCAGCAGAUCAUAUUCAAAAGCACGCUGACUUCAUGGAGAAACUUAAUUCUGCAUCUGUUCCCCUUGAUUGUGAUUUUGUCAACUAUAUUCAGAAUUGGCUUGCUCAACAUAUCAAAAAUACUGACUUUGGCUACAAGAGUAAAAUGGUUCAUGAUAUUCCUGAACCCUACACUUGGGAUGAAAGCUUUAUGACCUUCUACAAACAGCUAGAUGAUGAACACAAAGGACUGUUUGAUUGCAUCAGGGAAUGUGGAGAAGAUCCAAACAACCAAGAAAAAUACUCAAAUUGUAAAAGUCUGUUGAGACGUCAUUUUGACUAUGAAGAGUCUGAAUUUUGCAAAGUUCUUGACUAUGACUGUCAUGGACACUACCUCAAGCAUUUUAAUUUCCAAACCAAAUUCCAAUCUGCUAAGCUACCUCUUGAUAAGAACAUGAUUAGCUUUGCAAAGAACUGGCUAGCUCAACAUAUCAAGAACACUGAUCAUGCUUACAGAGGAAAGAUGAACUUGAGAAGACACUUUACAGUCCCUAAUCCUUAUGUUUGGGAUAACUCAUUCACUGUUGAUAUUGAACAAAUGGAUAAGGAGCAUGUGGGGCUCUUUGAUAGUAUUAGAGCUGUAGAGGCUCAGCCUGAGGACCAAGCAGUUUGGGAUAAUUUGAAUAAACUGUUCAAUGAACAUUUUGCUGAAGAGGAAAAUUUGUUUUCCCAGAUUCAGGAUCAAAAACAUGAUAUUGCUGAUCACAAACAGAGGCAUUUGGGUCUUAUGAGCACCAUUCAAGGAACAACUGUUCCUGUUAGUAAGGAGAUGACAGAAUUUAUCAAGAACUGGCUAGUUCAACACAUUAAGAAUACUGAUUUCUCAUACAAGGGGAAAAUGCCAAAAGUUCAUCCUAUCCCUGAACCCUUUGAGUGGGAUGCAUCAUUUGCUGUAUUUUAUCCGGAAAUGGAUGAUGAACACAAGCCUCUGUUUGAUUGCCUUGAAAAGCUUGAAUCUUCUCCAUCUGAUGACAGUGUACUUCAAACAUGUCUUGAAAAUUAUUCACAUCACUUUGAGCAUGAAGAAGAACUUCUGUCCAAGUCCAGUCUGUACCCUGCUGAAGAGUUGUAUCAACAUAAAAAUAAACACAAUGCAUUCCUCACUGUGUUAAAAGGGGUUUCAACUCCUGUCACACAAUCCUGGAUUGACUAUGCUAAGAAUUGGUUAACUCAACACAUCAAGAACACUGACUCAAGAUACAAGAACAAGAUGCCUCAUCCUGUGGCAGAUCCAUAUGUUUGGGAUGAGUCAUUUUUAGUCAACUACAAGCAACUUGAUGAUGAACAUGUUGAACUCUUCAAAGCCCUCCAAGAUUUGGCAGAUAAUCCUAAUGAUGUUGAUAUCCUGAACUAUAACAGAGAUGUAUUCCGUGAUCACUUUGACUAUGAAGAGGCUAAAUUUAUGGCUUGUGGAGUCCCUUGCAAUGCUGAAGAUCAUAAGAAAAAGCAUGAUAUCUUCUUCAAAACUUUGACAUGGGUAACCAACCCUGUUUCUAAAGAAUACCUGGAAUUUGCAAAGAACUGGCUUGCUCAACACAUCAAGAAUACAGACUUUCUUUAUAAAUACAAGUUACCUUCCGAUCACAAAGUCCCAAAUCCUUAUGAUUGGAACAGUGACUUUGAAGUAUUUUAUGAGAAGCUCGAUGAAGAACAUAAGGGACUAUUCACUGCUAUGAGAGAAGUUGAGGAAGAUUUAUUCAGCCAAAACAAAGUUGAUGAACUCAAAGACCUUUUGAGAGAUCAUUUUGUGUAUGAAGAAGGACAGAUCUGUGACUCCAAAGAUAUUGACUGGGAGUACUGCAAAGAGCACAAGAAGAAGCAUGUUCUCUUUAGUGAAAAGCUGGCCAAGAUGGACGCACCAGUGGAUGAAGCUGAAAUUAAAUGGGCUCAAAAUUGGCUGGUUCAACAUAUCAGAAACACUGAUUUUGGAUACAAAGGAAAACUUUCUCAUCCAAUUCCGGAGCCUUAUGUUUGGGAUUCUUCUUUUGCAACCAACUAUCAGAAACUAGAUGAUGAACAUGAUGUACUGUUCCAGAACAUUCUUGCUGUUUCCCAGAAACCUGAUGAUGCUGCUACCCUUGAAAACCUGAAAAAUCUCCUCAAAAACCAUUUUGAAUAUGAAGAGGGCAAGUUCUGUGCUGUUCCUAACUUCAACUGUGUAGACCAUAAGAUGAAACAUUAUAAAUUCUUUGUAGUAUUUGAACAGCAACAGGUUCCUGUUGGAUGUGAAGAGAUUAACUUUGCCAAGAACUGGUUGGCUCAACACAUCAAGAAUACUGAUCAUCAAUAUAAGAACCGUCUUUAAAUCUACAUAAUCUUGGCAAUGUUUGGACAAUGAUAUUAUAAUUUAAACUGUUAGUAAUGGAAAUGUUUAUAAUGUUUUAAAAUAAAUACUACUGCAUCACAA
This is a messenger RNA of Eurytemora carolleeae, 3574 nucleotides long. RefSeq lists its product as uncharacterized. Bases 128 to 3472 code for a protein of 1114 amino acids. The transcript has 7 exons. The record is from RefSeq and is a predicted model, not a curated record. NCBI's taxonomy places the organism in Eukaryota, Metazoa, Arthropoda, Copepoda, Calanoida, Temoridae. Gene Ontology annotation, molecular function: iron ion binding.